Molecule: messenger RNA, 2535 nt
Organism: Bombina bombina (fire-bellied toad)
Lineage: Eukaryota; Metazoa; Chordata; Amphibia; Anura; Bombinatoridae
Gene: NEXN
Product: nexilin F-actin binding protein
Biological process (GO): mitochondrial fusion
Source: RefSeq, a predicted model, not a curated record
CCUGAGACGUAACUGCAGCCAAACUGCAUCCAGACUGAUGAGAGGAGUAGGAGCAGAGCUCAGCAGCACAGGAUUACAGACAGAUUAUUCCUACCCCAAGAGAACACUGAGCUCACCUUUACACCCCAGCCUCCCAGACAGUUCCCUUUUUAUAGGAGCAAGGUGAAGUUUUACAGAUAUCCGACAUAAAGGGCAAAAAUUACCACCAUGAAUGACGUGGCCCAAAAGGCAGAGAUUCUGCUUUCUACAUCUAAGCCUGUCCAAAAAACCUACGUACCUAAAAUUGGCAAGGGUGAUGUAAAGAAUAAAUUUGAAGCUAUGCAGAAAGCAAGAGAAGAAAGAAGCCAACGAAGAUCCACAGAUGAAAAACAACGCAGAAAAGAGCAGUAUACUAGAGAAAGAAUUUGGAACAAAAGGAAGCAAGAGUUAAAGGAACUACUUGCUUCAGAUGAAGAAGAAGAAAAACAGCCAAAACAAGUGGAUAAGGGUUAUGUCCCCAAAUUAACAGGAACCGUUAAAGGAAAAUUUGCAGAAAUGGAAAAGCAAAGACAUGAAGAAGAGAGAAAGAGAAUGGAAGAAGAAAGAAAACGUAGACUUGAACAGGAUUUGAAGGAGAAACGAAAGAUAGAAAGAGAACUGGCCAAAAAAGCAGAGGAAAUUGGUGACAAUAACUGUACUGGAAGUGACUCGGAUAUGGAGGAAGGAACUGAUGAGGUAGCUCUAACAGACAUGCCAGUAAAAUCAAACAAAUCACCAGGGAAAAUUAAUGUAAAUUUUGAAGAUAUAGAAAAAGGAAGGGAAGAAGAGCAAAAGAAGAAACACGAAGAAGAGAAAAAGAGAAGAUACGAUGAGCACAGGAGAUCAUUCAGGGAAGCUAAGCGACGGUCAACGGCUAUGGAUGAAAACGAGACUCAGGACAAAAAGACCAAAGAACAAAUAACCCCGGGAAAAUUAAAGUUAACAUUCGAAGAGAUAGAAAAACAGAGACAGGAACAACAAAAAAAGCAAGCUGAGGAAGAGUCACGUCAGCGUUUGGAGGAAGAAAGACGAGCGUUUGAAGAAGCAAGGCAGCAUAUGGUUACUGAGGAAGGGGAAGAUCACUCAAUGAAUACAAAUAAAGAAGAACUUCACCCGGGGAAACUGAAGUUGAGUUUUGAGGAAUUAGAAAGACGAAGAAAAGAGGACGAAAAGAAGAAAGUGGAAGAAGAAGCAAGAAAAAGGAUAGAGGAAGAAAAAAGAGCAUUUGCUGAAGCAAGAAAAAACAUGGUAACUCAGGAAGAAGAUAAUGAUGAUUUACUUGAAUCUACAAAGGAUAUUAGUCAACCUGGAAAACUUAAACUGAGUUUUGAAGAACUGGAAAAGCAGCGUCAGGAGACAGAGCACAGGAAAGCAGAAGACGAAGCACGGAAGCGUUUGGAAGAGGAGAGGAAACUGUUUGCAGAAGCCAGAAAAAGCAUGGUUUCUGAUGAAGAAAAUGGAGACCUUUGCAAAUCUGCUUCUCAAGAGUCUCUUGCACCGGGUAAACUAGACAUGAACUUUGAGGAACUACUUAAGCAAAAAAUGGAUGAAGAAAAAAGACUGAAAGAGGAAGAACGGAAACAGAAACUGGAAUUAGAAAAACAAGCAUUUGCACUUUUGAGACAGGAAAUGGGCGAGGAGGAAAUAAAUGAGAGUUCUGAAGUUAUAAGCAGAGAAUAUGAAGAGCUGAGUAAAUUAAAAAGAACUGGAUCAAUUCAGGCAAAAAAUCUAAAGAGCAAAUUUGAAAAGAUAGGGAAAUUGUCUGAAGAAGAAAUACAGAAAAAGAUAGAAGAAGAGAGGUUAAGAAGAAAAGCCCUGGACCAGGAACUCAAAGAACGGGAGGCAGAACAUUUUCAUGAGGAGGAAGAUGUGGAUGUCAGGCCAGUAAUAAAAAGUCAUGCUCCAUUUUCACACAAAGUUAACAUGAAACAACGAUUUGAACAAAUGGCUAAAGCCAGAGAAGAAGAGGAGCAGAGAAGAAUUGAGGAACAAAAACUACAACGUAUGCAGUUUGAACAGAAGGAAAUUGAUGCUGCUUUACAAAAGAAAAAAGAAGAGGAUGAUGAAGAUGAAGCAAGCAUUAAUGGGUCACAGUAUGAAGAUGAAGAACUUGCUCGGUCUGGAAGCACCCUGGUUUUAAAAAAACCCCUAAAAAAUAUGUCUGUUGUAGAUUGUGAAGCAGUACGGUAUACAGUUAAAAUAACAGGGGAACCAAAACCUCAAGUUACAUGGUGGUUUGAAGGUGAAAUGCUACAGGACUGUGAAGACUAUCAAUAUAUCGAAAGAGGGGAAACCUUACUGCCUCUACUUACCGGAAACAUUUCAGAAGAUGACGGCGAAUACAUGUGCAAAGUAGGUGAACAGCAGAGGAAACAGCAGCUAGCAGCUGUAUUCUCAGACAUAGAAAGUAAGAGCCUUGCCUUAAUCAUGUUGAAAGGCAUCUCUAAUGAAACUUAUCUUAAACUUUCUAUUCUCAUUCUCUCCCUUUUCGUUUCUUGCUCUGCUGAUGACUAUUAA